AGAAGCCGGCUAAGCCUGCUGUCCAUUAAGACUAAGAAAAGUCAGCCCCACCAAAUGAUAAAACCAAAUGUCCAAAAUUUAAUCAAAAUCAAAUUUUUUUAAUCUUUUUUUUUUUUUUCAAUUCUGAUAUAAAUUUCAAAAGGGGUUAAUUUAUCCUUUCAAACUUUGGAAUCUGCAACUGCCCAUCUGACCCAUCUUUCCAUUUCUCUCCCUUUGCAAUUAUUUUUUGUUUUUCUUUCCCCCCUUUCUCAAACAGAAGAAAUGGAGUUUUUGGAAGCUAAAGCUUUGAAAUCAAGUUUCCAUUGGGAAUUAGCCAUGAAAUCUGCCCAACAAGAUGCUUUGGUCGAGGAAGUUUGGUGUUUGAACGGUGCUAAUCUUGUUUCCGGUGAGGAUUUUGAGAUCGAAGAGUUCUUAAACUUCUCUAAUGGCGAUUUAGAACAUGGGUCUUCUUUGAGACCUCAAGAAGAUGAUGAUUGUGAAGAGUUUGAGAAGAAUCGGUUCUCUCUUUCGUCUAAUUCGAACCAGACCGGUGGGUCUCCGGUCGUCGGAGAUGAGGAUUCUAAGUCGCUUCUUGCUGUUGAACUUGCUUUUCCGGGCGAUUCUCUGACGGACCUUGAAUGGGUUUCUCAAUUUGUCGACGAUUCUUCCUCGGAAUUUUCCUGUCCCGCCGUGGCUUUCAACCGCUCCGAACCGGAGAAGAAACUCACCGGAACGGUUAUUUCGUGUUUGCCGACGUUUUUUCCGGUCAGACCGAGGACAAAAAGGUCUAGACAAUCUCGUCAAGCGAAAUCCGCAGGUUCUUCUCUCAACCAAUCGCCGUCGUCGUCCUCCUCCUCGACCUCCUCCGGUGUUUCCUCCGCCGCACCUUGGUUUAUAUUCUCCGACGCCGGUGAGAACGUGGACUUUUUAAACGUGACCGGUGAGCCUCCGAAGAAGCAGAGGAAAAAGCCAUCGUCGCCGUCGCCUUCGUCAACGGGUCUUCUACCCACCGGUUCGACUGGUCAAAUUCCGCGGCGUUGCAGCCAUUGUCUAGUUCAAAAGACCCCACAGUGGCGGACCGGUCCAAACGGAGCCAAAACGCUUUGUAACGCUUGUGGUGUCCGGUACAAAUCCGGUCGGCUCUUCCCGGAAUAUAGACCGGCGUUGAGUCCAACUUUUUGCAGCGGCGUUCACUCAAACAGUCAUCGUAAAGUACUUGAAAUGAGGAAGACGAAGGAAGUUUCACAACCGGCGACCGAGUUGGCCCCAAUGGUCCCGAGUUACUAAACCAACCGACUGAACCGGGUUCAGUUGGACCGGGUAGAUGAUGAUGAUUAAGGAGAAAAAAGACCAAAAGGGCAGAUUUUUGUUGUGACGCUAAAAAGGAAUCCAUUUGUAUUUGUAGGGUUAGGCGAGGAAUUAGAUUAGGGCAUUUAAUUUUAGUGUAGUAUUUUUGUGAAAUCAAUUUCAUUAAUUUAGGUUGGAUUAGAUAUGCUUAGGUAGGAGAAAGAAGAAGAUUUUUGUAUUUUUGUAUUACUUUAGCUAGAUUACGAAUAUAAAAUACUCUAUUUCUAUUUCUCA
Molecule: messenger RNA, 1560 nt
Organism: Cucumis melo (muskmelon)
Lineage: Eukaryota; Viridiplantae; Streptophyta; Magnoliopsida; Cucurbitales; Cucurbitaceae
Product: GATA transcription factor 5
Exons: 3
Coding region: 262-1266 (334 amino acids)
Biological process (GO): positive regulation of DNA-templated transcription
Cellular component (GO): nucleus
Molecular function (GO): sequence-specific DNA binding; zinc ion binding
Source: RefSeq, a predicted model, not a curated record